Rhinolophus ferrumequinum (greater horseshoe bat) is the source of this 9998-nucleotide messenger RNA. RefSeq names its product kinase suppressor of ras 2 (gene KSR2). Bases 195 to 3047 code for a protein of 950 amino acids. NCBI's taxonomy places the organism in Eukaryota, Metazoa, Chordata, Mammalia, Chiroptera, Rhinolophidae. Gene Ontology annotation, biological process: protein phosphorylation. The record is from RefSeq and is a predicted model, not a curated record. The transcript has 20 exons. Gene Ontology annotation, molecular function: ATP binding; protein kinase activity.
AAAUUUUGGCUCUUGUCCCCUCCUCCCACCCCCCCCCCACCCUGUGUGAGAUGUUGGGUUCCUUCUUCAUGAGACAUUGUUGAGAAGUCGCAGUGGUUGGAGAGGCGUGGGGGUAGACUACCUCUACUCCCCCCCCGCCCCCCUUUUUUCUCUCUGAGAGAAGGAGGAGGGGAAGGGGGCUUGCAGAGCAAGCGAUGGAUGAGGAAAACAUGACGAAAAGCGAGGAGCAGCAGCCUCUGAGUUUGCAAAAAGCCUUACAGCAGUGCGAGUUGGUCCAAAACAUGAUAGACCUGAGUAUCUCCAACCUGGAAGGGCUUAGGACCAAAUGUGCUACCUCCAACGACCUCACACAAAAAGAAAUCCGGACCCUGGAGAGCAAGCUGGUGAAGUACUUCAGCCGGCAGCUGUCCUGCAAAAAGAAGGUGGCCCUGCAGGAACGCAACGCUGAGCUGGAUGGCUUCCCCCAGCUUCGGCACUGGUUCCGGAUCGUGGACGUACGCCAGGAAGUCCUGGAGGAAAUCACUCCAGGCCAGCUGAGUCUGGAGGACCUCUUGGAGAUGACGGAUGAGCAGGUGUGUGAGACUGUGGAGAAAUAUGGAGCCAACCGGGAGGAGUGUGCCCGCCUCAAUGCCUCCCUCUCCUGCCUCCGCAACGUCCACAUGUCAGGGGGCAACCUUUCCAAACAAGACUGGACCAUCCAGUGGCCCGCCACGGAGACGGGGAAGGAGAACAGCCCUGUGUGCCCCUCGGAGCCAACCCCGUGGAUCCGCACCCACCUGUCCCAGAGCCCCAGGGUCCAGUCCAAGUGUGUCCAGCACUGUCACGCUGGCCCCACCCCCGGGACCCCCGUGUACACCCACGUGGACAGGCUCACCGUGGACGCCUACCCGGGCCUGUGCCCGCCACCGCCCCUGGAGUCGGGCCACCGUUCCCUGCCCCCAUCGCCCCGGCAGCGGCACGCAGUCCGCACGCCGCCGCGCACCCCCAAUAUCGUCACCACCGCAACCCCGCCUGGCACACCGCCGCCCAUGAGGAGGAAGAACAAGCUGAAGCCCCCGGGGACCCCGCCGCCUUCCUCCCGAAAGCUGAUCCACUUGAUCCCGGGUUUCACGGCCCUGCAUCGGAGCAAGUCCCACGAAUUCCAGCUGGCUCACCGGGUAGAUGAGGCCCACACGCCCAAAGCCAAGAAGAAAAGCAAACCCUUGAACCUUAAGAUUCACAGCAGCGUGGGCAGCUGUGAGAACAUCCCUUCACAGCAGCGCUCCCCACUCCUGUCCGAGCGCUCCCUCCGCUCCUUCUUUGUGGGACACGGGCCUUUCCUGCCCUCCACCCCUCCGGUCCACACCGAGGCCAACUUCUCGUCAAACACACUGUCAGUGCCACGCUGGUCCCCUCAGAUCCCUCGCAGAGACCUUGGCAACUCCAUCAAGCACAGGUUUUCCACGAAGUACUGGAUGUCUCAGACGUGCACAGUCUGUGGGAAAGGGAUGCUUUUUGGCCUCAAGUGUAAAAAUUGCAAGUUAAAGUGCCACAACAAAUGCACCAAAGAAGCCCCACCUUGUCAUCUCCUCAUCAUCCACCGAGGAGAUCCAGCAAGGUUGGUCCGGACAGAGUCGGUCCCAUGUGACAUCAACAACCCUCUGCGAAAGCCACCCCGGUACUCGGACCUGCACAUCAGCCAGACGCUCCCCAAAACCAACAAAAUCAACAAGGACCAUAUCCCUGUCCCUUACCAGCCAGACUCUAGCAGCAACCCCUCGUCCACGACAUCCUCCACGCCCUCCUCACCGGCACCGCCCCUGCCUCCCAGCGCCACGCCACCUUCUCCCCUGCACCCAUCCCCACAGUGCACGAGGCAGCAGAAGAACUUCAACCUGCCAGCAUCCCACUACUACAAAUACAAGCAGCAGUUUAUCUUCCCAGAUGUGGUGCCAGUGCCAGAGACGCCGACCCAGGCGCCCCAGGUCAUCCUGCAUCCAGUGACCUCGAAUCCAAUCUUGGAAGGAAAUCCAUUACUUCAAAUUGAAGUGGAGCCAACCUCAGAGAACGAAGAGGGCCACGAUGAGGCCGAGGAGUCAGAGGACGACUUUGAGGAGAUGAACCUGUCCCUCCUCUCGGCCCGGAGCUUCCCACGCAAGGCCAGCCAGACCAGCAUCUUCCUGCAGGAGUGGGACAUCCCCUUUGAGCAGCUGGAGAUCGGCGAGCUCAUCGGAAAGGGCCGCUUCGGGCAGGUGUACCACGGCCGCUGGCACGGGGAGGUGGCCAUCCGGCUGAUCGACAUCGAGAGGGACAACGAGGAACAGCUCAAGGCCUUCAAGCGGGAGGUGAUGGCCUACCGGCAGACGCGGCAUGAGAAUGUGGUGCUGUUUAUGGGCGCCUGCAUGAGCCCGCCCCACCUGGCCAUCAUCACCAGCCUCUGUAAGGGACGCACACUCUAUUCGGUGGUGAGGGAUGCCAAGAUUGUCUUGGAUGUCAACAAAACCAGGCAGAUUGCCCAAGAGAUUGUGAAGGGCAUGGGCUACCUCCACGCCAAGGGAAUCCUUCACAAGGACCUCAAGUCCAAGAACGUCUUCUAUGACAACGGCAAAGUGGUGAUCACAGACUUUGGGCUCUUCAGCAUUUCCGGGGUGCUGCAGGCUGGCAGGAGGGAGGAUAAACUACGCAUCCAGAAUGGCUGGCUGUGCCACUUGGCACCGGAGAUCAUCCGCCAGCUGUCUCCGGACACAGAGGAAGACAAGCUCCCUUUCUCCAAGCACUCAGACGUCUUUGCACUCGGAACGAUCUGGUAUGAACUCCAUGCCAGGGAGUGGCCUUUCAAGACCCAACCAGCAGAGGCAAUAAUCUGGCAAAUGGGCACAGGCAUGAAACCCAACCUCAGCCAGAUCGGCAUGGGAAAAGAAAUCUCGGACAUUCUUCUCUUCUGCUGGGCCUUUGAACAAGAAGAGAGACCUACCUUCACCAAGCUCAUGGACAUGCUAGAGAAACUGCCAAAGCGAAACCGCCGUCUGUCUCACCCUGGACAUUUCUGGAAGUCUGCAGAGCUGUGACUGUUGGACAAAGGGACGGCGCCCAGCUGCCUCAGCUCCCAAGCCACCUGUCCCCUGCUCUGUCUUCUGCCAGCUUAGGAGGCCAGAGGCUCACCAUUAGAGGGUACCGACCCCAGCUGACCUGGGAGCGCUGCACAACUGAGCUCAAUGGCUUCCCUGUACCCCAGACCUAUGUCCUUUUGCUCUGGCAGGGCUGGGGACCCCUGAGCUGGGACUUAGCGGGACCAGCCAGGGAGACACGGAAUUGAUCAGGGAGGCACGGGGCAGGGUAGGCUGAAUGUGGAGCCCCGGGGCCAUGGAGGCGAGGGCAGGAGGCCGACCUGGGCAGGUUCGCGGGACCAGUCUGUGUGUCCAUGUGUGUCUCGGUGCGUGACGCGCCUGCUCUUAGUACGCUUUGACAAGCAAGAGCCGGCUGCCCCAGCUCCGGAGAGUUUCCUUGGCUGUCUGGUGUGUGUGUAGUGGGUUCCAGCUGUGCUCUCUGGGAAGAUGGGAUGGGAUGCAGAGCUGAGCACAAACUCAGGGGAAGCUGUGGGGCGAAGAUCUGGGCAGGGGGACUAAGCUGUUUCGUUGUAAACAUCUGUUCUCAGACGCCCAACCCCAGCCUGUCAUGGUUUGUGGCACCUUCCUAUAUAGACCUGAAGUGCAGCAAAACAGUCUUGCAUGUCUUGAGUUCUGGGUCUCUCUGGGCUCCAGCUCCCUACUGCUGCCUUCUCCUACUGUUCUGUGACAGCGUUGUCCCUUUUUGCCCCACCCCACCCCUGCCAUUUGGAAAGCACAGUGGCUCUCUAGCCAGGAUGACUUCUGGGGGCUCCUUACAGCUCACCUUCACCCAUGAUACCCCCUGAAGUCUGGGCCCUGAGAACUGGGGCUCUGGGGAGGGGAUUCUAGGACAUUCUUUUCCCCUCCCUCUGCUUCGACACUUACACCAGCUAAGACUGUCCACCACAACGACAAAUGCGGGUUCCUGGGAUACGUGUGUGUUGGGUUAUAUGGUGUACACACGGCAUCCUGUUUGCAAAGGAUUCCCCCCGCCCCUUCGCCCUUAGCACGCCCUGUUGGGAAGGCAAAGAAGAAGGCUGUUUGUAGCGAUUCUGCAUUCUCAACUGCAGCCUGGUGCUGAGGCCCAGAGUGGCUUCCCCAUUGGAGGUCCGUCAUGUCUGGUCAGUGCCCCUGCCUUCCGCCCCUCCCCCUGGCUCCCCAUCUGGGCUGGCGGCUCUUCCCCACCUCCUUGGGAUCAGGUGUUCCACAGAAAGGAUGCUGGAAGCAGGUCGGGCGUGCAGAGUGAUGCCAGGAGCCUCUGUCUUACGUUCCUGAUGUUCCCGACCUAAUCAGGGUAGGUCUUACGUUCCCAAAGCCCUGGUCCCCAUUCAUCUGCUCUGGCACCAAAAGGCAGUCUGUCCCCCCAGUAGGGCAAUAGCAGGGCAGCAGGCAGCAUGCCCAGGGUCGGCCCAUGGCCUCUCUUUACUUCCUGGGCACUGCCCAGGCUUGAUUUUUUUUUUUUUCUGGUUGCUACCUUAUUCAGACAUCUGCCUCCCAGAGAGGCGAACUAAGACUUCAAAAACCCUACCUGAGCUCAGACUCAGCAUCGAACCAGAUGACAGGAGAGGGGGUCUUCAUGUUCUGGGGGCCAACCCUGCUUCCUGACUGGGAAAUUGAUGAGACUAGUUAUGCUUCCCAAGACCCUGGGCGAGGGAAUCCCCUGUGCCUCGCAAAGAACUUUCCCGAAUGCCUUCCCUAUGCUCCCGCCUGUGUGGGACCAGAGACUGAAAGCCCCCAUGUGGGCUGCUCCUCAGUGGGUGUUUCUCGUCUGGAGAACUGGGAACUCCGUGGCUCUUAGCUCAUUUGUGUGUCUUGGAGACAUUUUACACACAUUUGCACAAGCCCCAGCCGUUCUGGUGUUGCUAGGGGCAGCUCUCGUCAGCAGCUGCCUCCCUGUCCAACAGCCAACCAGAGGACCAACCCCAGGCCUGGGCCUGGCCUCUUCCCAGCGGCCCCUUGAGGGCCUGAAAUCCAACCCAGACUUCUCGGGUCCUUGGACUCCAGUCUUUGUCAUGGACCUUUGUGCUGGGAGAGGAAACGAGAAAGGGAGAACCAGGCAGGGUGCAGCUUCUCUGAAGCUGAAAUGCUCCCCAGAGCUGUGACCCACUCCCUCUGGCCUCUUAUUUCCAGCACUAACUACCAUGGUCACACACAGCCUUGGAGGGUCUCCAAUGGCUGCUUUCUCCAUCCAUCCAGUAGCACCAGCUUGAGGUUGAGGACAGGGCCUGGGGGACCCAGGGAGAAGCCCUAACCUUCUCUGUGCCUUCGAAGCUUCUCUGCGUUGCUGACACGGUUUCCUUGGGCCCAUCCCUGGGUCCCGCGUCACUUGCUCUUAACCUCGCUCUUUGCCACGUCCUUACUUUGUCCCCAGCUUCCUCAGUCGCUGUGGCAGCCAGCCUACACCCGGCUUCCAGCCCCUCCCUGCCACCCUCCUGGCUAUACCACCCUGAAUUGUUUAGAGGCCAGCUUUGCUGUUCAGACAUUUCAAACCAGAAAGAACCAAGCCACUGCUUUCUGGGUGGCCGCGCCCUUUAUUCACUAGUGAAGUGUUGGGAGGAGGUCACAUUCAUCAGUCUUUUGCAAGGAAAGGAAAAAGGGGUGUUUGUAUUUUUACAUCAUGGUUUGCCAUCCUUGCCUGUGACUCCUAUAGAAACAAAGGUGUGUGUGUGUGUGUGUGUGUGUGUGCUCGCGCGCACUCACUUGUCUCACCACGGCCGCGGGCAGGUACCCAGCACCCAGCAGCAUGUUGUUUCUGUCUGUGCCUCUCUUUCAGCAAACCCACAGAUACACAGGCUUCCGAGUGGACCAGUCCGCAGAGUGAAGAUUCACCAGGAAGCCUUGACCUUGCCUUCUUUGAAAGGCAUGUGGGUUUGCAUAGUGAAUUCCACCCAACUCUUCCAGGACACAGGUGUUUCACCAAACAGGGACUCCUUUGCAGGGGAAACACUCCCUUGGUCUUAUGCGGGGAUGUCCCCACAUGUCAUCAUCCCCAGAGAGAAGCUGGAGACUCCCAGUCUCCAGUUAAUCCCCUUUUGUCCUGGUUUUCCUUUUACGGGUCAAAGAGAAACAUCUCUCCUUGCCAUGGAGCCCCCCUUCUUUCUCUCCACUUCUAUCUUGGAUUCUUAGUCCCUGGAUGGAUCUCUGGGGACUAGACUCCUGUAUUCAGGAAACAUGGUUCUGCCACUUUCACACCUCCCAUCCCAUGUGCACACAUCCCACCCCCACCCCCCACACAAACCCAGAUUCCCUCACCUCCCGCCAUUCUUGUCCCCGCCUGUGGCUGGUCACCUAAGAGCACAAAGGAAAUGGUAACACUUAGCCCAGGCCCAAUCACUACCUUGAGAGAUCUAAAGCUGGGGUUAGCAAAUUAUGGCCUGUGGGCCACGUCCAGUAUACCAGCUGGUUUUUACAUACUCUAAUUGGGGGAAAACCAGAAGAAGAAGGUUUUAUGCUAUGUGAAAACUCUAUGAAAGUCAAAUGUCAAUGACAAACAAAAUUGUAUUGGCACACGGCCACACCCAUUUAUUUUCAUAUGGACCGUGUUUGCUUUUGUGCUUCAAGGACCGAGUUGGCUAUUUGCUGCAGAGACAGUGCGGCCCAUAAAGCUGAAAAGCAUGACAGUCUCGCUUUUUACAGAAAACGCUUGUCAACCUCUGAUCCAGAGAACUGUCUGAUUAAGGAAGAAACCAGCUCGUCUGCGACUCCCAGGGAAGGGACAGGAGCCAGCAGUGGGAGUUGUAGGGGCACAGCUUGUUCCAGUUGUGGGGCACAGCUCCGUCCCCAGCAAAGACCCUGGAUAGGUCCAAGCCUCUGUGAUGUUAGGGACCUUCUCGGCAACCCUCCCCUUCCCUGGCUUGCUUUCCCACAUUUGUUCGCAACCUCCAGUCUUCGCAUUUAUCCUCCCUGCCCUCAUCCCCUGCCGGCCUUCACUUCACCCGCCCACCCAUCCCCUAAUGACUGGUCUUGUUCCAGUGAUUCCAUCACCCAACCCCUUCUGCCCCCCACCACGCGUUAAUUGGCAAGUGCUGUCCUAACAAAGUACCACAAACCCGGUGGCUUAAAACAACAGGAAUUGAUUCACCAGUCUGAAGACUGGAAGUCUAAAAUCAGGGUGUGGUCAGGGCCAUACCCCUUCUGAGCCCCUCUGUAAGGGGACCCUUCCUUGCCUCCUCCUCGUAACCUAUGGUGGUUUGCUGGCAGUGUUUGGCAUUCCUUGGCUUGUCGCUGCACCCCACCAAACUGCCUCCGUGGUCCCAUGACCUGCUCCAUGUGGGUUUCUGUCUCUGCGUCUGAACUUCCUUCUUCUUAUAAGGACAGCGGUCCUAUUGGAUCUUAUAAGGACACCCACCUUCCUCAAGUUUGAUUUCAUCUUAACGAAUUACAUUGUCAUGACCUUAUUUCCAAAUAAGGUCACAUUCUGAAGUACUGGGAGUUAAGACUUAACCUGUCAUUUUUAGGGGGGACAAGUCAACCCAUAACACCCUCUAAGGAGCUUUCUUUUGUGCCUUGACGGGUCACCUUCCAUCCAUGGCAGACCCCCCUGGGAGCUCGGUCCCCAGAACCCCUGGGCCACAAGGGUCAGGGCAUUGCUGUUGCUUUUAAUUAAACCUGCCCCAGACUGACACCUCCAUCACUGGUGGCCAACAGCUCUGGGCUUCAUGGAUGAUGGUGGACGGCCUGUCUGUAGUGUGACUGUCACGUGACCAUUGGAUGCAUGUGCUCAGCGCAGUCUGAAGUGGUUGGUAACACGACGUUUGUUUUUAGUUCUACUCUCACUCGGUGGCAGAGGAACAGACCUGUGAGCUGUGUGCUUGCUGUGUCUUUUUCAGCUUUGUCUGUGAAGGGAGGAGGUGUUCGAGCAGCCUCUGGUGGACACUGUCCCCAGCCCCCACCUCACUCAUCCCUCACCCCAGCCCUCACCUGCAGACGCCUGUCAGGGGAAUGAGCUCCAGCAGAUGUCAGUCUGAGCCCCAGAAGACAGGUCCCCGGUGUCUCGAAGGUCCUCAUUCUUCCUGACUCUCUCCGCAACAUGCCACAGGGGGCCUCAUUCCUGAUUCUUAACCCAAAUUCCCGACUCCUGUCUUGAGACCCUACAGCCCAUGCCCAUUCUCUAGCCAGCUGGGCCAGAGAAUUGGUGAACACGUCAGUCCCCGUGACCUUCUCAACUUAUCUAUGUGCUAGCAUCUAGCAUAGUGCCUGGCACAUAGUAGGUGCUCAGUAAAUGUUUACAGAAUGCAGAGCAAGGGUUGCUGGGUAAAAGCGAGGUACUGGCACAGGGGGUCAGACACCCUUCCCUGCAGCCAAAGGGGCUCCACUCCCAGGACCAGGCAGUAAUGGGAUUCCCAUAACCAGGCCCUGGGUCGUCAAUCUCAAGGGAACUUGCCAGGUUUAAUGGAUAUGACUUAUAAAGGAACCCAUUGGUUAGGUGUCCCCAGGCAUCUGGGCCCUGGGAGGCAGAGUAAUGAUUCAUCUCUUAACAGCCACUGUUCACUGAGCACUUACGUGCCAGGCCAACUGAAUCCCUGUGAUGGGAUGGUCCCGGGAGGUAGGUACCGUUAUUCCCAUUUCACAGGCCAAGAAACUAUGACAAAGUGAUGUAAACAGCCUAUUAACUAGUAGAGGCAACAUUUUAAGUAUGAGUCUUUGGACUCGUCUGUUCCCAGGAACCCACCACCAUUUUGAGUGGUUUAUGCCCGGCUGCCCAGCCUCUGUUAAAGCUCCAGCCUCUGGCGUUAUCUGCUGUUAGUAACCAGGAGAGAGGGAGGGAAAACAGGAAGUCAUUGAAGGAAGACGCAGGGGAGGUGGGGACCUGUGUGGGAGUUUGCACGGAAGCUCCCACUUGUACUCCCAGACUGACAGGCUGCCAGCAGCUGCCGGGCUUCCAGGAAACAUGCGUGUGUGUUGGCAGAGCUGCUCCUGGGUUCCUCCAGCACCCCUGCUCCAAGCAGCCUGCUCCGUCAGCCUGGCUCUCUCCUUCUCUCUCACUCUUCCUCUCUCACACUGGACAUUUCACUGUGGUCUUCUGUCCCAAGAGGCUCGCCAGUGAGUGGUCUUCCCUUCCUGCUCAUUGGACUCAGCCCCGUAACUCUAAGAAUAUGAAGGAUUCAUCUCAAUGGGGUUGAAAUGGUUGCUGUUCCUCUCUUAAGGACUGAGCUGGAGGAAAUAGGCUUUGCCUGGAGUCUGCGUGAUCCAGGUUAUACCCAGUUUACCAAGCAUGUUCCAUAGACCUUUAAAUUCCACAGGAGACUCUAUGUACAUGCAUUAUUGGAAGGGUUCUGGGACAAAUGCGCAUUGGAAAUGCUUAGGCAAAACAAGAUUAAAUUUACUUCUUGGUCGCAGGACUUAUCAGAGCUUUUAAGACACUGUUGUGUGGUAAAACCUCUAAAAGGCUGUGUCAGCUGGCUACUCUUCCCAAGCUUUCCCAGGCUGUUUCAGAAUCCCCAGUAAGAUCGACCUCUGUGAAUUCACCUUGAUAGCCUGCAUGGUAUCCUGAGAACAAAGGCCCACUGAAUGUACUAGCCCACAGAAAAGAACAACAUUUCUAGGUCACCUUCUAGGAGCUGGAAAAGGUUGAUUGGCCCCACCUAGCCCGAAGUCCUCCCAGACGCUGGAACUGCAAAUGAGGGACCUGGAAGCUAAUCGAGAUACAUCUGGGCAGAGAGAUGAGCCUGGGGUGACCCCUGGUCACCAGCUGCUCCUGCUUUUCCAUUCGAUGCUGGUAGGAAAAGCUGAGCCCCAGGAAGCUUGAACCUUGCCCCUGCCACCUCCCCACUCCUUGCCCAGGCCUGAUGAUGGUAGACCCCAGUUCACGCAUGUGGGCAGUGGUACCCCGAACAUGGAUGCCACGAAGGAAAACUCUUCCUAUCUUCCAAUGGAGGGGUCAGAUUUGCUGUGUGCAGGUGACUUCCCCAC